Messenger RNA from Girardinichthys multiradiatus, 2481 nucleotides. It is a transcript of the gene ttpa, whose product is annotated as tocopherol (alpha) transfer protein. The transcript has 5 exons. Bases 29 to 931 code for a protein of 300 amino acids. The record is from RefSeq and is a predicted model, not a curated record. Gene Ontology annotation, cellular component: membrane. Lineage: Eukaryota; Metazoa; Chordata; Actinopteri; Cyprinodontiformes; Goodeidae. Gene Ontology annotation, molecular function: phosphatidylinositol bisphosphate binding.
AGCAACAGAAACCCGACCUGAGUGCGAUAUGAACGGUUCUCAGCUCACAGAGCUCCCGGACGACUCCGAGCAUCUGAGGCCGUACUUGGUGAACCUCAGGCGGGCAGCCCUGCAGGCCGAUGAGCUCUCCGCUGUGGGAACCUUCUCCGACUGCUUUCUCAUCAGGUUCCUCCGCGCCAGAGACUUCGACCUGGCGCUCUCUCUGAAGCUCUUGCUGAACUACCUGCACUGGAGGAAGGAGAGUCCUGAGAUCAGCACAUGCCUGUCUCCUUUAUCUGUGUUUGGCCUCCUCAAAACAUCAUACCAUGCUGUUCUCCCACAACGGGAUCGCGCUGGCAGCAGGGUGCUUAUCUACAGGAUUGGGCAAUGGAACCCAAAAGACUGGUCAGCCCUCCAGGUGUUCAGGGUCAGCCUGAUGACAUCGGAAAUCAUCUCCAGGGAGACAGAAACCCAGAGGCGAGGUGUUAAGGCAGUAUUUGACCUAAAGGGGUGGAGUUUAGGCCAUGCCCUGCAGAUUAACCCUUCCCUCGCCAGAAAGAUAUCCUCUGUGCUUUCGGACUCCUUUCCACUAAAAGUGAGAGGAAUUCAUCUGGUCAAUGAGCCAAUGUUCUUCCGUCCAGUGUUUGCAAUGAUUCGGCCCUUUUUGCCAGAUAAGAUCAAGCAGAGGGUCCAUAUGCACGGUACAGACUUUCACCACACUUUAAGUGACUUCUUCUUGCCAGAUGUUUUGCCUCCAGAGUAUGGAGGAAAUGGUUCAGGAAUAGAAGAUGUCUGUCAUGCUUGGACCCAGGAACUGCUUCAAUCUGAGAACCUCCUGAAGAAGAUUGCUUCUCACCCAACAGGAGACACUUCCACAAGUGCUGGAGAUGCCUUGAUUUCAGAGGAAAAUGAGACAAAGCAACUCACUGAAGGACGAUGUUUGGGACCAUGAUACCUUGGAAUAGAUACAACCAGCAAAAAACAGUAGGCUGCACAGGUUGCUGAUUGAAUGAUAACCGCUGUCUGUACAUGACAAACAACGGUGCUGCCUCAUACCUUUCACCACCGAACAAUCUGAGUGAUGGUGCGUUUUUAGUGAAGUUUACCUUUAAGUUAAGAGCCCUUCUUGUUACAUUAUUAGUUCAAAUUCUGAUCGAAAGGAUGAAGUUGCAGCAGAUUAAAUCAGAUGCACACACUGGCUCAACAUCAACACAACGAUGCUGAUGUUAGGAUGUGUAUACAUUGCAAUUGCAAUCAUAACCCUAUUUUGCAAUAAUAUUACCAACUAAAGAUUUGUUACUUAUCAUGCAGCACUAAUAGAGACAGAUGCCCUUCUUUUUAUUUCUGCACACAAAACUGUGCAUUUGUGAGUUCUUUUUUUUAGCAUUAGAGUACAUUAGAAACAGAGAAAAACCUGUAGACAAGUAUGGACUAUCAUUUUACACGUGUUACACAUUCUUCAAAGCAGGGCUUCUGCUUUGUGAAAUUCUUACUCUAUGUUUUCCUCCAAAUAUCUUUUUCUCUCAUUGCCACGAACAUAACAUUAUAUGUUGUCUCAAGAGCUUCAUUUAUCAUCAAACACCUAAUACUAAUACAAAACGAAAGUUCCCAAAAGAGUUAUGCACAGCAGGUAAGACAUUACCUGCUCAUAACCUCUCAACAGAACCCUAGUUUGAAAAUUUAAAACCUGUGAUUGUGAGUUCAGAGUUUUACAUUUUAGGUGUUGGUAAUGAUGUUCAUCUCUAAUUUCACACAGGGACAUAAAAGCCAAAAUGUUUUGAUUUUUCCCUGAUUGUUGCUGGGUAUUAUGAAAAUGUCAAUGUGAUAUAUAUUAUUAGACUUAGUUUUGAUACUUUAUAUUUUAUAUCAAUUGUUUUUUAUUCUUGCGUCUUUUGGUUGCCACUGGGUAAGAUCCUUCACAUUUGUGUUCCAUCUUUUUCUACAGGGAAGUUUUAAAGGUAUGAAAGUGGGGUCCAAACUAUUUCCCAGCAACAUGUUUUCAGACAAUUUAAUUUCUCAAUCAGACAUAUGUCAUCAAACUGUCAGCCUUGUUAAAUUCACAUCCCUACUGUUUGCAGAGCAUUUGAAAAAUUGUGUUCAUUUUAAUUUAAUUACAUUGUGCAUUGUAUGGAAUCUAAAAUUAAGUUAGUUGUUUUUCUACAUCCUGACUCUUUAUUCCGGGUACUUAUAACUAUGUUUUGGAGCAAUAUCAAUCACGUACAAACUACUUAAAUGUACCUUCAUGCUAUAAUGUGUUUGUAACUGCAACAGUUUCUGUAUAUAAGCUGUAUUUUGAUUAACUUUAACUUUAUUUUUGAUUUUAACAAAUAGAAUUAGUAGAUCAAAUUAAUUUAAAAUCUUAAGUUAAGGUAUCUGUUGAUAGUAAUUUCAGAAUCAGCUUUAUUGCCAAGUUCGUACAUACAAACAAAGAAUUUGACUCCGGUACACUUCUUCAAUGGGUUCAGUUCAGAAACAAGCUUCACAUCCUCCUCUCCUGCUCAC